Micropterus salmoides (largemouth bass) is the source of this 1943-nucleotide messenger RNA. RefSeq names its product centriole, cilia and spindle-associated protein a (gene ccsapa). The coding region runs from base 163 to 1029 and encodes 288 amino acids. The record is from RefSeq and is a predicted model, not a curated record. Gene Ontology annotation, molecular function: microtubule binding. The transcript is spliced from 4 exons. Gene Ontology annotation, biological process: regulation of mitotic spindle assembly. NCBI's taxonomy places the organism in Eukaryota, Metazoa, Chordata, Actinopteri, Centrarchiformes, Centrarchidae. Gene Ontology annotation, cellular component: ciliary basal body; centriole; spindle.
CGGCUCUCGGUGUUUGCCGUCAGUCAGAGACGGAGAGAGUCCGAGAAGCGAAACGAUGGCAGGCGUCUGACUGCGGGACUGAAGGGGAAAGACUGGGUGUAAAAGCAGGCCGGAUCCCUCUGGAAUGAGUUCUGGAAAUAGACACAAACAAUAACAAAGACCAUGGUGACCAAGAAGAUCCGGACGGAGUACAUGAAGAAGUUCAGGGAUCCCAGAUGGGAGACGUUUUCCAAAUGUUACGAGGACUCUCUGAAGUACCGUCUGACCCGGCGGGUGAUGGAGCAUUCCCACAACCCCUGGUUCUGGGAGGGCUGGGACAGCGGCUCAGAGUCCAGUGGCUGGUCCACGCCGAGGCUGACCAGGAACAAAGUGGCCCCUCUGUCCCUCCCACCGCAGAAGUCCUCGGAGGGGAAGCAGAGGUCGUCCAGCCCCGGACCGAAACCACUUCCUGAGGACGGAGAGGCCGAGGCGGGAGCUGGAGAGGUAACGGUUGUAGACGCUGCUCCGACCGCAGCUGUUAUUGAAAACGGCGUGCAUGAAGCCAGCGGUGGUUCGGCUCCGAACAGCAAAGGACCCUCUGACGACACGGCGACAGACAACGGUCCUGCCGACACGCUGUCUUCUGACGGAGAGCCUGUGAACCCGGCGCCAAGACGACGUCACCGCCGCCGCACCCCUCGGCCUGAGCCGGGACACCGGGACAGUUCCCAUGACGACAAACCGGCUGUCGUCCGCAAACUGCCGAGAGCGAAGAGCCAACCACCGAUCAGCACCAAAGAGAACCAGAGACCGUCCAGCCGACUGGACUGGACCGAGAGACAUACGGAGGUCAGGAGGACGCCGAAUGACACCAAGAUGUCUGACGCCUGCGUUCAGACCCGCCGGGAGUCCGACAAACGCAGCUCCAACCUGGACCGUCGGCGGGCUCGGUCAGCAGACCUGGAGAAGAUGAGGCGGUCGCAGCUGAUGGUGGUGGAAGACCGCUGGAUGACAGAAUACAUGCGCUGCUUCUCCGCCCGGCUGAGGUAGAGACGGGAUCCACCCCCUUCCCCCUGAAAACCUCGGUUCCUUACUGAAGGGGAAAAAUCAGACGGUGGAACAAAGGUUGUUAGUGUGUUCAGAUAAAACAACAAGAAACCGAGUUGUCUCGUUACAGUCCGUCAUCCUGUCUUCUCUCCUUAUUGGACAGCAGAGUAGCAUAAAUUCAAGAAGUGAGCAGAGGUGCUGAUACAGAAUUUUUUUUUCUCACAAUAGAUUUAAAUUUAACUACAGAAACGUGAAUAUCUUCACGAUAAAACAGGCUUAUGUCACAGUCAUCUGAUAUAGAUUUGCCCGCCUUGGCAAUUUACAUUUUAUUCCCAAUAACUUGUUGAAAAGCUCUAAAUACUACAAUACCCAUAAGCCCCAAUUUUCUGUGGAAAAAGGGGUUAGGUUGCUGAAAACUAUAGCCUGAUUGAAACUGGAUUUUUUUGGCCAUAUUAAUGUAUGAAAAUUAUUAUAUCAGCCAAUUGUUUUACAUAACAUAAACAUCUACCCCGGUAAGAAGUGAACCACUGUCAUGGUACUGAAAACCCAGGGCAAAUCCUGCUUCGUGGUACAGGCCCCUGAAGUGUUCACAACAGGGUCAGCAGCAGAGCUACAAUGAACUACAAUGUUCAGGAUACAAAAAAUACUUAAACUAAGAAACACCGGAUGAAACUAGAGCUUAAACAAUUUGACAAUUAAUCGAUUGCUAUAAAAUUUGCUAUUGUUUUGAAAAUUGACUGAUAAUGGAUAUUAUCUGAGAUUAAAAUGGUAAAUGCACAAGAAUAAAAACUUGAAUAUUCUCUAAGAUUAAAGUUUUAAAUUUACCAGAAAUAUACUAGUAUAUUUCUAAGAUUAAAGUCGUAAAUUUACAAGAAAAAAAACUCGGAUAUUCUCUAAGAUUAAAGUUUUAAAUUUAC